CUCCAUUCAUCCGCCUGUAGAGCGUACAGUCCCGGUCAGACCCUGCUCAUUCAUCCGCCCGCAGAGCGCACUGUCCCGGUCUGUGCUGCGGCGCGCGUCGGCCUGGAGCUCCAAGCUUUCGCUUCGACAUGUCCGACUCGACCUCCCCGCCCGCCCCCGGGGACGCACCCUGCGCAGAGGCCUUGUUCCGCGGGUACAAACCUUUCAAGCCCGAGGAGCACGGCCUGGACCGCGGCUUCCGACUCACUUCCUUCUCGGACCUGAAGGGAUGAGGCUGCAAAGUCCCCCAGGAGGCUCUGCUCAAGCUCCUGGCGGGACUGGAGCCUCCUUCUGCCGCGGAGGGAGUGGGGAAGACCGGGGAGCAGGAGUUUGAAGUGUCCGGGCCCAGACUGGGCGUGGGCAUGGACUGCUGCGUGAUCCCUCUGAGACAUGGAGGACUAUCUCUGGUCCAAACCACAGACUUCUUCUACCCCCUGGUGGAGGAUCCUUAUAUGAUGGGUCGAAUCGCCUGUGCCAACGUGCUGAGUGACCUGUAUGCCAUGGGCAUCACCGAGUGUGACAACAUGCUGAUGCUGCUGAGUGUGAGCCAAAAGAUGAACGAAAAGGAUCGAGAGCGUGUGAUGCCGUUGAUGAUAGAGGGAUUUCGUGAUGCGGCAGAGGAGGGUGGGACAUCAGUGACGGGGGGACAGACAGUGGUUAACCCCUGGAUCAUUGUGGGAGGAGUGGCUUCUGUCGUCUGUCAGCCCAAUGAAUUCAUCAUGCCUGAUGGAGCCGUCCCAGGAGAUGUUCUGGUCCUCACUAAACCUCUGGGGACGCAGGUGGCUGUGAACGCACACCAGUGGCUCGACCAGCCUGAACGAUGGAACAAGAUCAAACUAGUGGUGUCCAAAGAGGAAGUGAAGGAGGCGUAUCAGGAGGCCAUGUUUUCUAUGGCCACUUUAAACCGCACAGCGGCCGGUCUGAUGCAUAAGUUCCAGGCGCACGCGGCCACAGACGUCACAGGCUUCGGGCUCCUGGGUCACGCCAAUAAUCUCGCCGCGCAGCAGAAGAACGACGUUGCUUUCGUCAUCCACAACCUGCCUAUCAUCGCCAAGAUGGCUGCCAUCAGCAAAGCCUGUGGAAACCUGUUCAACCUGAUCCAGGGCACGUCUGCAGAGACCUCAGGGGGUCUGCUGAUGUGCCUGCCCCGGGAGCAGGCUGCCAAGUUCUGCUCUGAGAUGAAGAGCCAGCGCGCGGCCACCGGGGGGCAGGGUGGAGCCUGGAUCAUCGGCAUCGUGGAGAAAGGAGACAGACGAGCGAGAAUCAUCGACAAACCACGAAUUAUUGAAGUGCCGCCGCGAGGGAGGGAGACCGCCAGCCCGGCAACCAGCCCGGCAACCAGCCCCAACCUUUCGUAAACUACCCAGCAGCCAGCCCUAAUCUGUCAGAGAGCACACAGCCAGCCCCAACCUCACACAAAAAGAGCCCUGCAACCAGCUCAGCAACCAGCCUCAGCCAGACCCAACCUCGCAUAAAGAGUAAAGAUAGCCAGUAUGCUAAAAGUACAAAUUUUGCCUUAUCGCCAAGCAGCUGCAAGAACAGACCAAAAGCUUCAUUUGAACAUGCGAAGACAGCACUGCACAAAACAUGACAGCUCUCGUAUCCAUUGCACAGAGUUGUGGAUGACGUUUGUUGUCAUUUCAAAUCAUAAGUCAGGCAAAAUAAUCAUUAUCAGGCGUAUAUAUUGACAAAGCUUAUCGACCAUCAGUUUCUCUUAUAAAGAGACAUAUUUUCACAUAUUGCUGAAAGCUAAUUUAACAAAUUAAUAAGACAAGACAUUCCAAGACUAUUCUCACCAAUCAGUUAUGAAUUUAACCAGACAAUGGUAUCAUGAUUGUUUAAUUGCUUUUCUUGUUUUGAAUGUAUGCAACAACACCCAGAUUUCUUACUUGUUUCUAAAUAUUGGAAUGAUUUGCGCUGAAGUAAAUGGAGUAACAUAAUCACACUUAAGGAGGGGGUGUUAUGCAGAACCAUUUUUUAAGCUUUCUCCCAUGUUAUAAGAUUGUUUGCUCAUAACCUCACCGAAGAGCUUUUGGAUAUCAUACAGGUUUGAGUAAUCUAGCAAUCUCUACUGGGCCCUUUUCAAACCCUCCUUACGGAUUUUGUACAAGGCUCCACCCACAAGUCUACAACCCCAUGCUCCCACACGACAAUUCUCCAGAAAUAUACAAAAACAUGAUACAAAAGUGAUGUGACAUGCAGGAGUUUCAUUAGUGGGAUGCACACUGACUUAGUGCAGGGGGAAAAGAUAUAUAAAAUAUGAUGUCUUUAGCAAAUAUAGCAUUUUCAAAACAAUAAAAUGCCACAUGGUGAUCUAAAUGCCCCACAGAAGUAAAAAUACCCCCUCUUUAAGUAGUAAAAACAUCAACAUGUAUUAUUAUUCUAAAUUAAAGUCAUUUGCCAUAUAAUGUUGACCCAGUUUUUGGUGAUGGACAAGAAACAAAAUGUGUCUUAAAACGGUGAACAAAGAAGAUGGCUUGUUGUAAAUUAAAAAGUGAAAUAAAAUUUGACCCACAGCCCAGAGAAGGAAUUGAGCAGCUUUCUCUUGAUUUGUGAGGGUCAAAUGUUUUUUCAGUCUGUUAGAUUUGAAAUACAUCGUCCUCUCCUUUGACCUUUUAUGAUGCUUGGCUCUGCACCCCCAGCCUGCGGGAGGAGCUACAGCGGAUGCCCUGGUUUGAGAAGGAAAUGGACUUCUUUGUUAAAAAUCUCAGACUGUUUUUGUAGCCUUCUGCUUUUUACAAUCAAUAAAGUUAUCAAAUUUGA
Molecule: messenger RNA, 2802 nt
Organism: Boleophthalmus pectinirostris (great blue-spotted mudskipper)
Lineage: Eukaryota; Metazoa; Chordata; Actinopteri; Gobiiformes; Gobiidae
Gene: sephs3
Product: selenophosphate synthetase 3
Exons: 8
Coding region: 402-1397 (331 amino acids)
Biological process (GO): L-selenocysteine biosynthetic process
Cellular component (GO): cytoplasm
Molecular function (GO): ATP binding; selenide, water dikinase activity
Source: RefSeq, a predicted model, not a curated record